Messenger RNA from Humulus lupulus (European hop), 1086 nucleotides. RefSeq lists its product as uncharacterized. The record is from RefSeq and is a predicted model, not a curated record. NCBI's taxonomy places the organism in Eukaryota, Viridiplantae, Streptophyta, Magnoliopsida, Rosales, Cannabaceae. Bases 203 to 898 code for a protein of 231 amino acids. The transcript has 2 exons.
CACCGUGCUUGCCAGUGGCGAGGGGGCUCAGAGGAGUAAGCGCUGGAGAGGCUCGCGAAAGUCAGAUCGGCCUGCCAAGGUCCUUAAGAGGACUGAGAAGACCCCUCCUCCUCCAGCUCCCACUGUUACGAGCUUGGCCGUGAAUCCUAUUUCCCAGGUCGAAGCUUUCGCCACCGAUGCCCCCCCUGUACCUCCUACUAUCAUGGUCUACCCAGUGCUUGACCCUCCUCCAAAGAAACCAGCGUCCAAAGGGCGCCUGUUGUCGAUUUCUACUCAUGUUGAUGAGUGUGUCAUCAACAAUGCUGCCGGGACUCAUGGAGCUACACUUGGCCUGGACAUCCUGUCUCGGGUAGGCCAGAGCAUCAGUAGCUUCGAGGCUCCCCAGUGGCAGUUUUUGAACAAUGCUCGGGACUGCAACACCCUUUAUGACAAGAGUGUCGAGCUCAUUGCUGCGUCUUUUGCUGCUGUUGCUCAACUUAAUUAUAAGUUGUACAACGAGGUUCACUCGAGCAUGUCCUAUGCCCAAGAGUCGAAGAAUCUUCAACUUAAGCUCACUGACGAGUAUAAGGCCGCAAAGGCAAAGAUGGAGGCUGAAACCGAGCAGAUGAAGGCCAGGAUAGUCGAGCUCGAGAAGUUCAAUGUCAAGCUUGAGGAGGAGAAAAAGGCCACCUUCGAGAUAAUGGAGGGCGAAAAGGCUCGUCUUCUCGCGGUCGACCUGGCCAUGUACAGGAUCUGGGCCAGUAAUGCCGAUCUUGAUACCAGCUUCCUAGGCUCUUUUGAGGAAGAGCUCGUGGCCAAAUGGCAGGCUUGGCUCGAUGCAGAGGAGGCUACUCGGGAGGAGGCAGCGAGGGCCAAGGAAGAUGCUGAGAAGGCUAAGGAGGAUGCUCAUUCCUCCUAAAUCUCGACCCGGGGCUACGUCCCUUUGAACCUCUUGUAAUAGUUUUUUAUCUUCUGUUUUUUAUGCCCCUGGGGCCAAGACAAUUUAUAGCUCGUGAAAGAGCUAUUUUAUUACAAUAUCUAUUACCGUAUUUGACUUUACUUUAAUAUUUUUGCUUUACAUUUCUUAAGUCGAAAUAUUUCAAGUAA